ACUGUAUGACUUUUUCGUGUGUUAUGUUGCGGUUAAACGCAGGUGAGAAGAAGAAACAAGAUGGCUGACACUCAGGAUGGGGAGGGCGCUCAGAACAACCCGGACUCAGAUAGCGGCGCUUCUGAUCAGGAAGAGCAGCGUAUGUUACCAGGAGGAGGGGCACAGCCAGCCAAUGCCAGAGUUCACAGCUAUGCUGAUGAUGCGGAGGAGAGAAUCCGUACCUUGCCAGCUGAUGCAUAUGACGUUGACCUGAAUCACUGUGGGAUCGAGGCCCUUUCUGAUGUCGGGUUAGACAGACUCACCCAAGUGGAAACCCUUUGUUUGAGAUGGAACAACAUCAAGAAGAUAGAAAGUCUGGACCAGCUGGUCUCUCUAGAGGAACUGGAGCUAUACGACAACCAGAUAAAACAGAUAGAAAACCUCAGCACCCUUGUAAACAUGCGUAUUCUAGACAUAUCAUUCAACAUGCUGCGGAAGAUAGAAAACCUGGAAGCCCUGACCAACCUACAGAAACUCUUCCUCAUCCAGAACAAGAUCUCCCAGAUCGAGAACCUGGGGCACUUCAAGAGCCUGACCAUGCUGGAGCUGGGGGCCAACAGGAUUCGUGUAAUAGAGAAUCUCGAUGGCCUGGAGAACUUGGAGCAAUUGUAUUUGGGGAAGAACAAGAUCACCAAGCUGGAAAACCUAGAAAAACUCAGCAAACUAACUGUUCUUAGCAUACAGAGCAACAGAAUCACCAAGCUGGAAGGACUAUCAGAGCUAACCAGCCUGAAACAGCUAUACAUUAGUCACAAUGGCAUCCAGAAACUAGAGGGGCUGGACAACAAUCUGCAGCUUGACACCCUGGAUGUGGCGAACAACCGUAUCCAGAAGAUUGAGAAUGUGAGCCAACUGGUGCACCUGGAGGAGUUCUGGUGUAACCAUAACCAGGUGAGUGACUGGAAGGACCUGGAUGAGCUGGCAGGUGCCAAACAGCUGGUCACCGUGUACCUGGAAGGGAACCCCAUACAGGCAAAAGACUCAAACUAUAGGAGGAAGGUGAAGCUGGCCCUGCCCUGCCUACAGCAGAUCGACGCCACCCUGUGUGGCCAAUAGGGUCUUUAGAACAGACUGUGUAGCCAAUAGGGGCUUUAAAAUGUGAACAGACUUGUGGAUGGAACCAGCAUAGGAAGGCUGGCUGAAGUAGCACCAGGGGCUGAUAAUAGUACAACAUAUAUUAGGGUGGGUACCAGUACAAAAUAAUUCAGGUACAGGUACGGUUAACCAGGCUGGACUUAAUUGUUGUGAAUGGGCGAUACUUAAAACAAUGGUCCAAUUUGCUACAAAAGAUGGAGUAUCCAACUCCCACUGGUAUUUCUUCAGGUAAACUCUGUAGGUUUGACUGUAGAAACUUGGUAGAAAUUACUAUAAAUUCAGUAACCAAGAAGUGCCCACCCCAUUCAAGUACAUGUAUGUGUGGAUGUACUGCUGACCAGGGUUGUAGCCAGUGCCCGUCCUUCUGUCCUUUGA
Molecule: messenger RNA, 1509 nt
Organism: Branchiostoma floridae (Florida lancelet)
Lineage: Eukaryota; Metazoa; Chordata; Leptocardii; Amphioxiformes; Branchiostomatidae
Product: protein phosphatase 1 regulatory subunit 7-like
Exons: 10
Coding region: 61-1095 (344 amino acids)
Molecular function (GO): protein binding
Source: RefSeq, a predicted model, not a curated record